Molecule: messenger RNA, 2604 nt
Organism: Sturnus vulgaris (Common starling)
Lineage: Eukaryota; Metazoa; Chordata; Aves; Passeriformes; Sturnidae
Gene: MAVS
Product: mitochondrial antiviral signaling protein
Source: RefSeq, a predicted model, not a curated record
AAAGAGCCCUAUGCUUUCUGUUUUGUUUUUUCCAUUGCUUAUGCGGCAUUACAGCCGUGGCCCCUGGCGCUUGCUUGGCCCUGUCGCCCGUUUUUCCCUGUCGGCUGUCGUGACCCUGCCGCCAGGCCGGCCCAAAACCCGCCGGCUGAAUCCAAACAAGCAAAGUGGGAAUAAACACGGGGUGGGCGAUAGUAGAAAGAAGUGAGGUUUGUGGAAGGGAAGCUGGGCGUUGAACUUUAACCCAAACGUCUCCUCUGUGCGUGUUUUCCGCCUGGGAUUUCCCCUGUCUCAUGGCAGUGUCUGUGCCGGGCCACGGGUGCCUAUGGAACAGUCCGAGCUUCUGGAGACAGCCUGAGCUUCACCAGCGGCCUCUGCUCACCCCAGAUCUCUGUCUCUGUGCAGGUGCUGAGUCAGGAUGGGUUUAGCUGAAGACAAAGUGUACACCCAUAUUACGAGAAACCUCAAGAAAUUCGGGACUAUCCGAGUGGCGUCGCUGGCCGAUUCCCUGACCUGCCUGGUCGAUUCUGACAGAGAUGAACUCCUGGCCCGGGAGGAGACACGGGGCAACCAGGCAGCUGUCUUUAGGUUUUAUCAGCACCUGAGGUGCCGGAGGGGCUGGGUGCAGGAUCUCAUCCAGGCGCUGCACCAGAACAACGCGGGGCACUUGGCUGAUGAGCUACAGGAAGUCUAUGACGCCUGGCAAUAUCGACCUCGUUCCUCAGCUCCUGCUGCUGCCUCCUCCCUUCCCAGUGAUGUCCGUCCUGCUGCCUCCUCCACCAGUGUCCAGACACCACCCCGGGGGCCAAAUCCUGCCCCGUUGGCUGGGCAGCCACGCCAAGACCUGCCCAUUGGUGACCAUCCACCUGUCCUGCCCGGUGCUGCCACCACCACGAGCACGGACCUGGAGGCCAGAGUGCCAGUGCAGGAAUCGCUCCCCAAAAAACUACUGGAGCAAGAGAGUCCCCGGCCAAUUCCACCUGGGAGCAAAGUCCAUGGCGGAGUGAGCAGCGGGCACAGUGGAGAGGGGAAUCUGCCACACCCCACCGGGGCUGUGCCGGUGUCAGUGGGGACACCAGAGGUGGCCGUGCCAUCAGCUGUGUCCCCAGAGCAGGGCCGGGACUGGCUGAGCCGCCGGCCGGUGUGUGUGGACAAUGGGUUUUUUGGGAAUGCCAACCACCUGCACCGUGGCACGCCGGGCCUGACCCUGGGCAGGUCCGUUCCAUCAAGGGAUGCAGGUGCCACUCACAGCCCCGGGCAGCCCAGGAACGAGCCCGAAGAGAACUCGGAAAUCUCCACAGAGUCACUACCAAGGCUGGAGGAGGGUGCUCAGGGUGUGGGGCAGCAGCCCCCAAACUCAGUGCCAAAAAAGCAGCCUGUGCCAAGCUCUGGGCAUGGUGAGCCCACAGACAGCUUCGUGGAUGUGCGCAGCCCCCUCCUCAUACAGGAGCAGUUUGAUGCAGAGAAGAAGCGGGUCGGGAUGCAGCAAGAGCACCCAGGGAGUGGAGGAGCUUCAACUGCCCUGGGUGCUACCCCUGUGCCCAGAGACACUUUCCCAUCCCGUGACUCCUCUGUGAAGUCUCUUACGCAAGAGAAGAAACUGCCCAUUGGGAAUACAGCCAGCAGCACCCCGUCUGUGCCAGCAAAGGAGAAAGUGCUCCCAGCCUCUGCAAACCCUGUCCUGGGCACAGCUGUGGUAGGAGGCUCUGAAGGCGUGGCUGGGAGAUCGGCUUCCCGGGUGAGCUCUGCCACGAGCAUCUGGGCAUCUCCCGGUGAUGAGGAGAAGGAAGAGGAGCUCAGCAAGCCGGGUGUCCUCGUGUCCAUGCCUCGGGGUGGCCCAGAGGUGGCUGGCAGAUCCCCAAGCUCUCGGGAGCCCAGCAAGCCCUGUUCCACCACCUCCAGUAGCCUUGGCCUCAGCAGCGACCCAAUCCUGGUGAGCAGGGAUAGCCUGAGCUCAGGAGGAGCGUUCCCCAGAGUCUCCUCGGCUCCUGAAAACCCCAGAGCAAAGGAGGCAUCUGGAGUAAGCAGAGACUCCUGUCCUGCUCCGAGCUGGAACAGCACCUCCCUGGGCACCCAUGAUGUCCAUGUGGAACAUCACCCCAGCAUCCAGCCCGGAGCCGGCAGCGAUGGAGUCAGUCCCCUCGGAAGCUCCAUGAAUUCCAGCUCUGGCAGUGGCCGUGAUGCUGCCACCAGCUCACCUCAGGCCAGAGUCCCAAAGAGGGACAGCAAUGGCCUGUCCCUGCUGUACAUCCUUCCAGCUGUCGGCCUCAUUUCUGCCGUGGCAUUCGCUGUGUACGCUCGGCUGCGGAAAUAGGGGAUGGGAUGGCACAACCAUGACACAGCCAGGGGGAUUCCUCUGGCAACAGGAUUUUGGCCAAUGCAUUUGAAGUCUGAAGAGUAGUGGGGGGCAGUAGGGGCGUUGUUAAAUCUUUUUCUGGAAGGUUCUGCUGGAAGAGGCCUUGGUACACGAUGCUGUUGGGUUUGGGUCUAUUCUCUCCCAUUUCCCAACCAUCUUCUUAGCUGUAGCCUUCUCUUUUUACACCCCUGGAAGAGAGGAUCUCGCUCCAAAAUGAUCCACAGAGUCAAAAAGGAAAGCAUUCAUGGUGA